AUGGGAUAUGAGGGUCAGUAUGUCCAGUAUGCAGACUCCUAUAACCCUCUGGAUGAGAAGAGCAAGUUAGCUGGGCCUCAAUUCUGGAUACAGCAAGGCCUGGACCCCAGCCUGCGGGAUCUUGCGCACAGCAUGCUUAAGACUGCGACGCACUAUUGUGCGGUGGAGGCUUUUGUUGAAGUACAGAGUCGAGAGGAGAUGGGCACCGUGAAUCAUGCUCUGUGUGCUGCUAUGCGCAAGAUGCUCAAGGACUACAUGAUCCUGAUCGCCCAGUUGGAACACCAGAUGCUCACUCAUAACGACGGCUUCACGUUGCACCAACUGAGCUUGCACACUAAAGCUACUGCGCAUAUGAUGUUGCAGCUGUACAGCGUCGCACAUGAAGUGCUUAAGGAGAACAGCAUGCUCGACAAUGAGGAGGAUAUAGACCAGACUGACGAUUUGGAAAACAUCCUGGAAUCGUUGAAGGAGGGCAAAGACGCAGCAUUGCCUGGCAAGAAGGUCUGCAAAGGCGGCUCUGUCUUGCGAUUGUUGACCAGACGUUUGUGUCAAAUGUCCGGGGAUCCAGCUGCCAGACAACUGCUGUCCAUGCUCCUAAGGGAAGCCAGCCGACCCUACAUGGCCAUGCUAAACGAGUGGCUCCACCACGGAAACGUACGCGAUCCACACCAGGAGUUCUUGAUCAAGGAGCAGAAGUCUAUUCGCCGCGAAGGGCUCGAGCAAGACUACACCGACGAGUAUUGGGAGAAGCGAUAUACCAUCCGACAAGAUGUGUUGCCUCCGCAGUUAGAUGUGCUAAAGGAUAAGGUCCUACUCGCGGGCAAGUAUCUAAACGUCGUCAGAGAGUGCGGAGGGAUUGAGAACGUGAGCCGCGAUCUGGAUGCCAGUACCGACUUCCCGCAUACAUUUGACGACCCACGCUUUAUCGACAACAUCAACGGGGCAUACUCUUUCGCCAAUAAGAGCCUGAUGUCCUUGUUAAUCAGGACACAUGCACUGCCGGCACGACUACGAAGCUUAAAGCACUACUUCUUCCUGGAUCGAAGUGACUUCUUCUCCUACUUCCUCGAGUUGACGCAUUCCGAGCUUAAGAAGUCAGGCAAGAACGUCAAUAGUGGGAAACUGCAGACCUUGCUAGAUAUGGUGCUGCGCCAGCCUGGAUCCGUGGCGGCAGAGGAUCCCUACAAGGAAGACAUCAAGGUCACCAUGAGUGACACUGGGCUCAUGGCCUGGCUGAUGAGAGUCGUGAAUGUGCAAGGCAUGGACGCCGACGCGACCACACUAUCAUCCUACACUCCUGCAGCGAUCGGUAGCACGCACAGCGAGAAAGCAGAGAAGGACAUCUCCGGGUAUGAGGCCUUGACGCUCGAUUAUUCCGUUCCAUUCCCACUCUCCCUGGUAGUGAGCAGAGUGACACUCACGCGAUAUCAGCUUCUUUUCCGAUACCUACUGAGCUUGCGCCAUCUGGAAAAGCUGCUUACGGAUUCGUGGGCGGAGCAUACAAAGGCCAAGGCCUGGACGCAUAAGACAAAAGGCGACACUGCCGUCGCUAAAAAACUUGAAUACUGGAAACGCAGGGUCUGGUGCUUGCGGAGCAGAAUGCUGUGCUUUGUACAGUCGCUGCUGUACUUUUGCACCAGCGAGGUCAUCGAGCCCAAUUGGCUAUCCUUCAUGUCGAGGCUAUCGAACGCUGCGGAUGACAAGGCCGAUGGUGAUGGUGACGGUGACGGUGACAAUGUCGCUCCCAAGGUCAAGCGCACCGUCGAUGAGUUGAUGCAGGACCAUGUCGAUUUCCUCGCGACGUGCCUGAAGGGGUGCAUGCUGACGAAUUCCAAACUUCUUCGCGUAAGUCCCGUUCUUCGGAGAAGUCUCUCUACAAUUCCGCUAACAUGCAAUGCAGCUCAAUUCCAAGGUGAUCUCUACCUGUACACUCUUCGCAAACUACACCGGCUCCUUGUCCCGAUACCUAGCUUCCGCAGAUUCAGAGCUCAUGAACCCAGCCAAUUCAAAAGGAUCUUGGGACCCGGCGAAGCUAGACAAGAUUUCUUCGAUUCUGCAGCAGUAUGAAGAUCACUUCAGCAGACAUCUGAAGAUUCUGCUCGAUGCGCUGAAUUUCUUGGCCGCCACAGAGACGGUGGUGUUUCUGGGUUUGUGUGCGAGGUUGAGUAUGGCUGCUGAAGGAGGGCCUCAAGGUGGACCUGGUCCCUCGGCGUAUGGCGCAUAG
Molecule: messenger RNA, 2224 nt
Organism: Lecanosticta acicola
Lineage: Eukaryota; Fungi; Ascomycota; Dothideomycetes; Mycosphaerellales; Mycosphaerellaceae
Source: the annotation of a GenBank genome assembly